Molecule: messenger RNA, 6930 nt
Organism: Malurus melanocephalus (red-backed fairy wren)
Lineage: Eukaryota; Metazoa; Chordata; Aves; Passeriformes; Maluridae
Gene: ZNF518B
Product: zinc finger protein 518B
Exons: 2
Coding region: 476-3709 (1077 amino acids)
Source: RefSeq, a predicted model, not a curated record
CGGCCCGCGCAGCGCCCUCAGCGCCUUCCCCGCUCCGCAUCCCCCGCGGCGCCGCGCUCCGCUCCGCGCACGGGCAGCGAGACAGCGAGSGAGGCCUCCCUUCCCGGAGAGGCGGCAGCGCUGAUGCGGGAGUGGGCUGCAUGCCCAAGGAAAGGAGGUUUUUGGUGUUUGCUGUCUCGAGGACGCCAUCAGGCCGCCUUGGACUCGUCUGGAGUAAAGCUGUUGUCCAGGUUUGUCGUCUUGGUCAUCCUCCCGAAGAAAAGGAGCUCUCGGUGCUCCAAGUUGAUGGACUAAGAACAUGGAAUAUAAUCUGGAUGCGGKUGCUUGAACAUCAUUUAUUCCAAAGCUUAGAUUCUUCACAUUGGUGGCCUGAAUGAUUGAUUGAUAAGCAACGUACGCAAGRACAAUACUAAGAAAACAUUCUGUCUAUUGCUGCUGUCUUUAAUGAAACUGGUGCAGAGUUGCUUCUUCUGAAAUGCAGUUGAAAAAAAUGAGGGAAAUUUUACCAAGAUUGUACCCUGGCCAAAUUAAUGAUAAAAAUAAUUCCUUGACUACAUCCCCAAAGCAAUCUUCUGAUGAUAAAACAAAUCCACCAAAAGGGGCAGAUGACCAGAACUGCUGUUACCAAGGAACUGAGGCUGAGAACAAUAGGUUGACACUGAUAAGCUGUAUAAAAUGCAGAAGUGUUCAGAAAAUUUCAAUGCAAGAUAUAGAAAAGCGUAAGAAGCUUGAGUGGACUGAAGACAAAAAUUUCAUCUGCAAGAAGUGUAGUCAUAYUGAGCUGCCAGCUUUUGAUUUUGUUCCUGAGGGUGCCAAUGCUGCAGACUUUGAAAAACAUGAAAGAAAAACCCCAAGUAAAACUCAGAAAACCUUUAAAGUAAAAAAUUUUCUGCCAGGUAAAUACUACUGUGAUAAAUGCAGAUUUUCAACAAAGGAUCCUUUACAGUAUAAAAAGCACAUAGGGCAACAUGAAGAAAUUAAGUUUCUUUGUUCCCACUGUAAUUGUGUAUCCUACACCAAAGGAGAAUUCCAGARACAUUUGGUGAAACACACUGGAACUUUUCCGUUUCAGUGUGAAUACUGUGAAUAUGGUGCUGUUAGACAUGACUAUAUAGUUAAACAUACGAGAAGAGUACAUGAAACGCCCAGAAAACGGCUGUCAAAUGCUUUCAUAAACCACAAGCAAAAGAAGCAGAGUCAAAGCACUUUAUGUAAAAAGCAGAAAUACAAUAAAAUUUCUUUUCAGAAUGAACUUUCAAAUUUGUCUUCAAAUAUGGUUUGUGAGAUUCCAAGUAAAACAGCUAAAACAAUCUGCUCAUCUCAAAAUGUAGAAUGUAGCAUAAACACAGCAUCAGUCCAGGAUAAGACUAUAUUGGAGCCAUCUGAAAUGAGUGUAUGUGAGAAUCAAAGUGUGGAGGUUGAGGUUUAUUCUCCAAAAACAGAGCCUUUGCAACCUGGGAUGCCUUUAACAGUAAUUGCACCAUCUGAACUUGUAGUUCCUUCUAACUGUUUAGCUCAAAUAGUAGAGCUUAAAAUAGUGAAUGGAGCACAACAGCUAGUUCUUAAACUAAUUCCUAUGAAAGAAGCAAAUUACAAAUCUGUAAACUGUGCUGAAGAGGAACUUGAGAAUCAAGGUAUAGAACAAUCUGCAGAAGGAAGAAAAACAUCUUCUAUGUCUCAAAAUGAGUUACUAACCAUGGAAGUGAAUGUAAACAAAUUAUCCAAUGUUAGUAACCAGCUUGAUCUGGAUAGUACAUAUGACAAGAAUUCUGAAUAUUUUUCUUCUUCUGAUUCUCAACUAUCUGACUGUAGCUCUGUAUCUAUACAAAGGGAAGAUACAUCAAAAUUUUGCUUUCAUUUGGUGAAAGGUAUUGAUGUCCAUUCAGGUGUUCUAGAACUUAGUUCUCCAUCUCUGGUGACGAACAGUACUGAAAAAAAAAGUGAUCUUAAAUCCUCAAGAGGGCAAGUAGAUGGAAAAAGUAACUUACAUUGUGAUGUGUAUUGUUAUGAAGAAACUGAGGAUAUAUACCGUCCAAAAUAUGGUUCUGUUUCUGAAGGUAAAACUUCCAAGAACAUUUCAGCAGAAGCAGCUCAGGAGGGCGAAAGUUCUUCUCCAGACCAUAAAGAAAAGAAUACAUUGUCUGUGAAGAAGGUUUACAAGGAAUGUAAGAGUCUGCUGGUCAGCUCUACUGAAGCACAUUUAGCUGGAAAGGAUUUUGAUAAAAGAUCUGCURCAUCUUCUGAGGCAGGAAAAAACUUCCAUGUUACUGAUAGUCCACCUUGUGAGGAUAUAAAUUUUGACUUUAGCAAAGUGAAGAGAGCUAAAACCAUAAGUCAAAAGAAUGGUCAUCUUCUGGAAUCACUAGAAUUACAGAAGAAGGAAAAGAAAGGUAAUUCUUUUGAAGGACCUGUUAUUUCGUCUGUAUUUUCUCUUAGCUCUGGGGCUGAAAAUGUUCCAGAGGAUGUCAGAUGGGAUGACACAACACGCAGGAAGAGAUCAGCWACAUUGCUGUGCAGAAAGAUUGCUCAGCUCAUGUCUGCUGCUGAACCUAACAUGAAAUCUGUGCCCUUGAGAUGUCAAGCUUCCAGUAAAAAGUUGCCUUUGCCUCAGGAAAGUUCAAGCUGCGAGAGAGUUUGUGCCACUGAAGUGGAACAACCUGCAUCUUUGUCUCAAGUGCAUGGUGAAAGAAGUGUGAUUAGCAGUGAAGAACACAGUGAAGAUCAGCUUUUUACAUUUUCAAGAACUUCUAAAAACAGAGUAACUAAAAACUCCCAUGUUGCUACUCCAAUGUUUAUCCCYAAAGGGACAAUGCUGAGAGUGCUGAAUGCUAAUAGCAGUCAAAACUCAUAUGGAGUAGAGAACAGAGGUGAAACUUCAGCUCCCGUGCAUUGCAAUGAAAUGUUUCUGCCUCGCCCAGUCCCCGUCAGUGUUUCUGAGACACUCAGCAGUAAUUUCCAAGCUUUGCCUAAUCAGAGUGAGCCAAAUGCUGAGUCCAGAACUAUAUCACUCAGGCAAAGACCAAAGCGRGAGGCAAGUGUUAAAAAUAACAACAAGCAAACUGGUGUACCAUUUCAGAAAAGCAGUGAUGUGAGCAAGCAAAGCAAGUCCUAUUCAAAAAGUCAACUAGGUCAUAAAAAUAAGGCAAAACAAGCAAGCUUCAGAGAACUUCCUAAGAGGAAAACAAGAGCUCAGUCGGAAACCAGUUCAAGUUCUGAUACGUCAUACCUGUUGACAGCAAGACGGCUUCGACUUGUUCCUCUGAAAAUGAAUCAGUUGAUAAAAUGCCCUCGUCGUAACCAGCCAGUUGUGGUACURAACCAUCCUGAUGUUGAUUCACCAGAGAUCAUUAAUGUCAUGAAGACUAUCAACAAGUAUAAAGGUCAAGUCCUGAAAGUAGUUCUGUCAGAAAGGACAAGUAGUUGUCUUGGUGUCAGACGUUACCGAAAGCGUCUUACUCUUCAGAAUGUUGAGACAGGAAACCAAUCAAAAAAGCAGAGUAUGCUAAAAAUGAAGCUGAAAAAGACCCAUAAAAAUAACUACCAAGUGGUGGAAACUUCACCAGCUGAAGCACUUCAGUGUCUGUUUAGGUGUUGGUUUUGUGGACGAGUAUAUAUGGACCAAGAAGAAUGGAUAAGUCAUGGACAGAGACACUUAACAGAGGCAACCAAGGGUUGGGAUGUUCUUUCUCUUCAAGCAAAAAAACAUUAAGUGAGAGACUAGGGGAGGUUUCCCCUCUUGCUUUUAAUGAGUGCCACUAACUUGCUUGAAACGGAGGAUUGAAAUAACUGCUUUAUUUUGCCAAAAGUCCUCUACUGUUAGCAAAGUGAAGAAGAGAGUAGAGGUACAGAGAGGUAGAGAAGCUGAUAGUGAGGUUUAAGCACUACUUUGCACUCUUGUGUUUGACAUUUAUAGUGGAGGUCAGCUUCAUCUGUUCCAUAGAAAAAAUUUGAAGAAGAUUUGCUAUGCAAACAUCUUUCUGGUUACCCUAGGAUACUGUGCUGUAUGUGGUUUGUGCUAGGUCUGUAUGGAUUAAAGUCUUAGAUGAUGAUAUCUUUGUAAAUUUAAGAGGAUUUAGUUUGCUUUAUUACAGCAUGAUGUUUCAGAGAUUGAGCACAUCUGUACUGAAAAGCACCUUUGGUCCUCUGUGGACAGCAAGUGAGCGUCAUAGGUUUUAGUGGCAAAUUAAGCACUACGCAUAAAAAGAAAAAWUUAAAUGCAAGUGCUCUGUUUCAGUGAACUAAAAACACUUCUGCUGACUUCAGAGGAGAUACAAGGGUGUAAAUAAAAAAAUCUAUGGAAUCAGUUACUCCCACUAGAUCAGGUAGCACCAAAAAAUUCAAUUUUGCUUAGUACUUAGUCUUUACCUAGACUGUAUUGUGUAGGUGUGAGGGAGCAGAACACUGUCAGGAUUUGAUCAAGCCAGAGAUGCGAUUAGGUUUGGGGCGACAGUGAAAAGCAUUUCUCUGUAUGGCCUCAAGGCUGCUCUGAAAUWGUAUUAGCCAAACAUAAACCCUCUAACACCUUGUGUGCGAUAAAGCAUUUAUAGAACUCAGUAUUUGGUUAGAACUCUAGUUGGUGAGCUUAUUUACAGGGGAACUUGCUGAAGAUGAAGACUUUUCAAAAUGAAAAGCCAUUUGCACAGCUUUUACAUUGACAGUAUUGAACCAGAUUUUCAGUGCAAUCUUUCAUCAUGCUUAACAAUUUAGAUGUUACAAUUUAUUUUUUAUAGGCCUCAAAUUCAAAAGCAUGUGCCUAGUUCCAAAUUAUGUCUUAUGUGUACUGACUUCAGUGCAGUGUAAACAUUGUUCAGUUGCUUAAACACUUCUCUAAAUCAGGGCCAAAUUACAGUUUUUUAGUAACAAAAAGGAAUGGAUGACACUGAAGUUACUGUUUCUGUGUGUGAGCUAUGGAUGUUUCUCUUCAUCUUGUCAUUUUUAAAUCAUUUUAGAAUCAUGUAGAAUGAAGUAUAUUGAAGCACAUACAAUUAAAAUAAUGUGUUACAGUUUUAGAAAUAUGAAAAUCAAUACUGACUCUAAUGCUGGAUGUGUGUUCUGUGUUUUAACUGGGACUUCUCUGGUAAACUGGUAGUCCCUAACUUUUCACUGAUGGUGCAUUUUUGUAAACAGUCUAGCUGGGAAUAUUUUUUUUAUAUACUCCAGCAGAUUAUACAUUGUUUUGAUAAAGUAUUUAUCACAUCUACAUUGAAAUGUAAAUAUUUUUAAACUACAUCUGACUGAGGUUUAUUUUCAAAACCACUUAUUGCUUUCCCAUAAUUUUGCAAUACAGUGUUAAAAUCCUUCUGAUAGUUGGUGCUUUAAGUCAGAUCCUUUUCAUCCUGUACACAUGGAAAAUUUUUCUAUCAUUUGUAUCAGACUAACCUAUUCCACAGAACAAACUUUGUUUUGCCUGUUUUGUCAAUAAUAAGGAAAAGACAGUUCUCAUUUUAUAUUCAAAUGGAAUUAUAUUUUUUUAGAUGGGUACACUAGAGGGUUUUUUUCACUUCAUAUACUUUGAUGCCAAACCUAAYAGUGCUAUUUGCAUUUUCAACMGUGAAAAUAGUUUCCAUUUUAAAAUUCUGGCAUAUCAUGUACAAUAAAUGCUGAAAUGGUUAACACAAAAAACCCCAUGGUUAGCAUUCCUCCUUUGUUUUAAUUCCUUCAGUCCAGGUUACUGAUUGAAUUAAUUUUGUUUCUGUAGAAGCUACUAAAUAAAUAGUUUUGAAUUUACUUUGUAGGAGUUGUCACUGGCAAAAUCAGAACUUUGCUCAUGAAAGCUGUACUGGGGGGAUGGGAGAACUGUUGCUACUCAACUUUAUAAACUCUUGGUGGUUUAAAUAUACUGGUAAUCCUUGACUUCUCUAAGCAAGUUUACUGUUUACUUUAGUAAACAUCUGUAGAGCUCUGUAUGUCACUGCCAUAAUCUGUUAUCUGAAUUGUUAAGCCUUGGGGUCUUUAUGGUUUUGAAUGUAGACAUUUUUUUUGUUUCAAUAUGAAAAGUUUUGUAAGUUAAAUUGCAUUGUCCUUAUGAAAUUCUCAAAGCAGAUUAUGUCAUGCUUUUUUAUGAGCUCUGCUAAACUAUUUUAGCAGCUUCUGUUUUGUUCCUUUUAUUCUUACUACAUAAAAUUAUGUCAGAAUAACUUCCUUCAAGUUUAGCAGUCCUAUCAGUUUGAGAGAAAUUAUUUACARUGGAUGUUUUCUUCCAUUUUGAUGCAGUGUUGAGAAAUUAAAAGGUUGGAAGAAAAUGGCAAUCAACUGCUAAAUUUUUUCAGAGCUAGUUGUGGCAUUACAUAGUACGUCAUAAAUUGGGCUGGAAUGUUGUGGUUUUGGCUUGAGGGGUUUUAUUCUUGUUYCUAUUCUAUAAGGAUAAAGUAACUGAGGUUCCUUUUUUUUUGGUGUGUUGCAAAUUACCUAGUCAAACUUCUGAGCGUGGUUAGGAAGAUUAUUGAUGCUAUGCAAAAAAAUCGUUUCGUAUAUGUACGGAAUUUURGUUUGCCUUUAUAUACAUGCACAAUUUAGCUAGGCCUUCAAAAACUCAAAUUGUAUGAAUAAAUAUUUCAGUAUUUUUUUUCUUUCUGGAAAAAUAUCACAUUCUCAUAUUUUUGCUCAUAUGCACUGGAACAUGUUUUCUUGCUGAUUUUGAAGCACAUCUGCUCUUCUUACUAAUGAUUUCUAUGUCUAAAUUUGCACGUGGUAGGAAUUCAAAGUGAUGUUUGCAUAAUGGUCCUGUUGUGUAAGUGCUUGGAGUCUCAGGUAUGGAAUACAAGUACCUGCUAUUUAAGCUAAAGAAGAAGUGCUCAUUGWGUAAUAGAAUUUACAUAAUUACAACUAGUUUUAUAACCUGCAAUGCCUGUAAGCAUCAGCUGACAAAAACUUCUGUGGCGACUGAGCACAGCUUGGUGUUGAGCAAACAUAUGUACACCACAUGAAAUU